Molecule: messenger RNA, 1800 nt
Organism: Engraulis encrasicolus (European anchovy)
Lineage: Eukaryota; Metazoa; Chordata; Actinopteri; Clupeiformes; Engraulidae
Gene: rsph4a
Product: radial spoke head component 4A
Exons: 7
Coding region: 81-1652 (523 amino acids)
Biological process (GO): cilium movement involved in cell motility; axoneme assembly; cilium assembly
Cellular component (GO): axoneme; radial spoke
Source: RefSeq, a predicted model, not a curated record
GAUUUGUUUACUACAGCAAAAGGUUAGAGCCGCAGCUACAAGACAGCCCGUCGAGGGCUUUCAAAUAAAAAAGUUGAAAAAUGAAGUCAGUCAAGGAUGAAAAAGAGAAGCAAACGGAGCAAAUGGCGUCCUGUCUAAAGGCAUUCAUGCUUAAGAGCAGCUCAAAAACUAAUCUUAACCUCUACGACCACCUCGCCUGUUUGAUUAAUAAGAUAAUGGAUGAACGCCCCGAAAAUGCAGUGGACGUGAUGGAGGACAUGAGUCGAGAGGUGAAACGCGGUUUGAUGGAGGGCACGCAGAGUGGCUUACGAGACACGCCAUUCAGUUGCCCACAGCAAGAUCUUGCUGAACUCCAGCGAAUACUGUUUGCUCGCCAGCCAGGUGAAGAUGGGGACCACCACGAGGAACUGGUUGAGGCCCCAAUACCCAACGUGGCAGAGCUGGCCUUCUUCCUGCAGCAGGCGGGUGUAGGGAUGGACAAGGACGAGAUGCAGAGAAUCUUCUUGGCCCUGAAGCACCUGGUGGACACGCAGCCUCUGCAACGCUGCCGCUUCUGGGGCAAAAUCCUGGGCACGGAGGCCAACUACCUGAUAGCAGAGGUGGAGCUGAGGGAAGGGGAGGAGGAUGAGGAGGAAGGCGGGGAGGAAAAAGGAGAGGAAGAAGAGAAGGAGGCUCGCGAGGAAGAAGAGGACGCAGAAAUUGUGGAGGUUGACCAACUCCCAAAAUCAAAUUUCAAACCACCACCACCGGUGCCCAAGGAAGAGAAUCGCACCGGCGCCAACAAGUACACCUACUUUGUGUGCCAAGAACCCGGGUUACCGUGGGUCAAACUGCCAAGCGUCACCCCGGAGCAGAUAGUGGCGGGCAGGCAGAUCCGCAAGUUCUUCACGGGUCAGCUGAACACCCCCAUCGUCAGCUACCCGCCCUUCCCCGGCAACGAGGCCAACUACCUGAGGACGCAGAUCGCCCGCAUCUCAGCCUGUACGCAGGUGAGCCCGCUGGGGUUCUUCCAGUUUGGCGAAGAGGAGGGGGAUGAUGACGAUGACGGGUCCCGUGCCAACUUCGAGGAGAACCCCGACUUUGAGGGCAUUCCUGUCAUCGAGAUGGCAGAGUCGCUCUCCACCUGGGUGCACCACGUUCAACAUAUCCUGACUCAGGGUCGCUGUUCCUGGGUCAACCUGGGUGGGAAGCCUGAGGAUGAGUUUGACGAGGAGGCGGAGGAGGAGGACAAGGAUGAAGACAUGGACAAGCCAGAGCCUGAAGUCGGCCCUCCCCUCCUCACCCCGCUGUCUGAGGAUGCAGACGUCAACUACACCCCUCCUUGGACCACCGGCUUGUCCUCUUCACUCAUCCCCCAGUUCGCCAUUGCCACCCUGCGCUCCAAUCUCUGGCCUGGAGCCUACGCCUACGCUUGUGGCAAGAAAUUCGACAACAUCUACAUCGGCUGGGGCAUGAAGAGCACAGAGUCCAAGUACGGGUUCAGCCCCACCUCGCUGCCCGCCCCCCAGGAGGAGUACGCCAGCGGGCCGGAGGUCACCGAGUCCCUGGACCCCAGCCUGGAGGAGGAGCAGGCCCUGAAGGCGGCCCAGGAGGAGCUGAGGGCCGCGCAGGAGGAGGCAGAGGGCCUGGACGAUGAGGAGGAGGACGACUAAACAACCAACACACUGCUGCUCCAACACUGGGGCCACACAAAGCAUUUUAGUAAAACAGAUUUUUCUUUUUUUUUUUCCCCCCCCCCAGAGGGCCACUAUAUAAAUAUGAAUUGAGCACUAUUUUAAAUAAAUCUAACUUAUAAGCAUA